AUGUCCGGCAGGGAAGCUUCCAGCAGCUCGCGGCGUCAGCCUUCGGACUAUCGCGAGGAUCGUCGAGGUUCCGGCCCCAGUGGGUCCUCUUCACGCUCCUCCAGUCGAGUUGCAUCUCGUUCUGCUUCUACUCAACGCAGCAGCAACAAAGAAUCCAAACAACCGGUCCGAAUCGGCCAGUACAUCCUACAACAAACCCUCGGUACAGGCUCCUUCGGCAAAGUCAAGCUCGCCACUCACGCUCUCACAGGUCACCGUGUCGCAAUGAAGAUCAUCAACCGACGCAAGAUCUCCAACCUCGACAUGGGUGGACGUGUCAAACGUGAGAUCCAAUACCUCAAGCUUCUCCGACAUCCCCAUAUUAUCAAGCUCUACGAAGUGAUCACCACCCCCAACGACAUCAUUAUGGUCAUCGAGUAUGCUGGUGGCGAGCUAUUCCAGUAUAUUGUGGAUAGAGGGAGGAUGCCGGAACCUGAAGCAAGGAGGUUUUUUCAACAGGUGAUUUGUGCGAUGGAGUACUGUCACAGGCAUAAGAUUGUUCAUCGUGAUCUCAAACCCGAGAAUCUGUUGUUGGAUGAGUAUCUGAAUGUUAAGAUUGGAGAUUUUGGGUUGUCGAACAUCAUGACGGAUGGUGACUUCCUCAAAACUAGUUGCGGUAGUCCGAACUAUGCAGCGCCAGAAGUGAUUUCGGGAAGGUUGUAUGCUGGACCGGAGAUCGAUAUUUGGUCGUGCGGUGUCAUCUUGUAUGUGAUGCUGUGCGGAAGGUUGCCUUUUGACGACGAGUACAUUCCGACGUUGUUCAAGAAGAUUAACAACGGGAUUUAUACCUUGCCGAGUUAUCUUUCGCAGGAGGCUAGGCAUCUUUUGUCUCAGAUGCUGAUCGUCGAUCCGGUCAAAAGGAUUACGAUUAGCGAGAUCAGGCAACAUCCUUGGUUUAACGUUGAUCUACCAGCUUACCUUAGGCCACUCCCUCCUACGCCAGCAGCGGAGAACCGAGGUUUUGAUUUCGGCAUGACGGCAAGUCCGGCCGAUACCGGGUCGCCGAAUGAUGCUACCUCUCCUCCUUCGACUGCGACGGGGUCGGCGGGAAAUAAUGGGGCUAGUUUGCAGACGAGUGCGAGUGCGAGUGCGGGUCAGCCAUUACCAGUGGGGGAUUUGGAUGCGAUUGAGGAUGAAAUUGUGGAAGAGUUGGUAGGAAAGAUGGUAGGGUUCAAUAAAGAGGAAAUGUUGCAGCAGUUGGCGGAGAAGGGGGAUAACCAGGUGAAGGUGGCUUAUCAGUUGGUGAGGGAUCAUAGGAGGAUGUUGCAGAUCCAUCAUAUGGAGGAUGCACAUGGGAUGGAGACGUUCCUCGCGCAAAGUCCACCUGCUUGGAAUGAAGGAUUGGAGGGCUUUAUGGGUCGAUCUACUAGUAUUAAGAGGAAGAACAGGGAUGCAGGGGCGGGGCAAGCGACUGCGGGGGUGGCGCAUAAGGAAGUUGCUCCAACGCUACCCUCUGCAACAGCGCAGAUGGGAGGGGGAGUAGGGGGAGGGGAGGAAGAACCGGAUUCGUUUUUGGUCGAUACAGCUGAUGCCGAUCCGUCGGAUGAUGGGAAUGAGACUUUGGCAAGUGAUGAUGAUGAUGUUUUGACGGAUGAAGAUGGGCAUUCGACCGAUGUGGAAGAUCCGUAUGGGGAGAGGAUUGUCAGGAUUGCUGUGUUGGAGACGUCUCUUCCAGGGUAUCUGCGAGCGAGGGAGGCGGAGCGAUUGGCAACACCAUCCGCUGAGAAAACCUCCUGGCCUUCAUGCACACCUCUUUCUCCUGUUUCGGGGAAUGUAACGCCUUCUCUGCCUGGAGCAGCGGCAGCGACGGCGGCACAGAUUCACAAGAAACCUAGAUCAAGAUGGCAUUUCGGUAUCCGCUCUCGUAGUCCGCCGAUGGAAAUUAUGCUGGAGCUGUAUAGGACGCUGCAAUCCCUCGGCAUGGAGUGGAGAGCUAAGCCUGCCCCCGCUGCUAAGAACGCAAAAGGAGCGAAGGGGGAGGGAAAUGAAGAAGGUGCGGGUGGAGCGGAGAAGCGGGAAGGGAACAACGGUAGCGGUAGUGCAGCAACCAAAGGAGAAGAGCUGUUCUUCCUGGAAACGAGGUGGAAAGUCGGACAUGUGCUAGUCAGGAUGGAUCUGCAACUGUAUCAUGUCGAUGCAACCAACUAUCUCGUUGACUUUAGGAAUGUUGGAUAUACGAAACUCGACAAUUGCUCCCUCCUCGACGGCGAUCCUUCUCAAGGUGAUGAAGAGAGGAACGAGGUGGAGAAGCUGGAAGCAGCAUUCGAUAAAGCUAUGACGGAAACUCAACAGUCUAUGAGGGAUGGCGAACAGCAGCAUAGGUUUGAUGGGACAAGAAUUAAACCCAGCUUGGCUCCAGCGGUACCGGCAGGGAGGAAAGAGGUCAAUAGUCCGUUUUUAUUCUUGGAAUGCGCGACAAGGUUGAUUGUCGAGUUAGCGGGAGGGGCCUGA
This is a messenger RNA of Ustilago hordei, 2490 nucleotides long. RefSeq lists its product as uncharacterized. The transcript has a single exon. Lineage: Eukaryota; Fungi; Basidiomycota; Ustilaginomycetes; Ustilaginales; Ustilaginaceae. The coding region runs from base 1 to 2490 and encodes 829 amino acids. The record is from RefSeq and is a predicted model, not a curated record. Gene Ontology annotation, molecular function: ATP binding; protein serine/threonine kinase activity. Gene Ontology annotation, cellular component: cytoplasm. Gene Ontology annotation, biological process: intracellular signal transduction; protein phosphorylation.